AUGUUCAUCUCUAACGAUCUUUGGUCCCAUCAAUUAGCCAAACCUUCAAUUGCGAUGAAGAAACCUCUGGGCGAUUUAGGGGUGCAAGCGAUCCGUGCCCGCGCUGUCCACGCCGCUUCCACGCGGACAGAGUGUCAAGAAGACUUGGACGAACGACGUCUGAUGGGUUUCUUUUCGGACGAAGAUGGAACGAAAGGACUUGAAAAGAGAUACGAUAUGCUACUCCCACCUUCCCGAUGGGCAAUGUUCAGGCCGGUUUCAAGACCCCGUGUUGAACGAAAGUCUGGUGUUGCACUGUUGCAUGUUCUGUCCGUGGAGAAUUACCUGACAUUUCACGCGCUAGCCAGAACAGCCUCAAUGAUGUGGGUUUUCUUUGCAACUCACCAUAGUGCGGGUUCUCGGAGUUGCCAACUGUCAGCCAAUGGCUUCGGAAGCCUCAGUCACAAGGAGAUUGGUAUGGACAUCACGCCAUUCCGGGGAGCUGGAAAGAUUGUUGACGGGCAGAAUAUCAUGGUGCCGAUUCAGUGCAACGCUGCUACCAAAGUUCAGGGCAGCUUCUAUGAAGCUGCAUCCGUCCGUUCUUGGCAAUUUGCAUACUCUCAAUCAACUCCUCUAAAAAUGAAAGACAUGACUCAACAGCUCGUCAAAGCGUAUCUUGAACACUAUCCUCUUGCAUUAUACCGAGUCAACCGACGAGAGCUAAAAAAGGAAGCUAACGCAGACGAUCCUAAUCAUCGGGACGGCCCCAGCGAUGGUUCCCACUAUCUAGAUUAAAUCCCCCAAAGUUAAAAGGGUUCCGGUAUUCAUGACAAUGUCCUAUGGGCAGACAUUUGCUGGUCAUUCUUCUGCCCUCGUUCGCCGGAACUGCCGUCGGCCGCGUCACGGCUCAAACGAACACCAGAACGCGUGUAUUAUACACACUUUCUUCAGGGUAUCAUCAACCUGGAAGAAUCGCUUUUAGAGUUAGAGUUCGGCUCUUGCCUCGGCACGAGAAACGCAGAUUAGCGGGUGGUGUAUUGGAAUGCUGUUAGGCAAAUUUAGCCCCGCUGGAUUUCUGGUCUCUCCAACUGAAUCCAACCUGGAUAAAGAAACCCAAAGUCGAAUUUACUUUAACGAUUAAUAGAGGCAUUGUAGUCUUCGAUCUCAAACAAAGCUUUGAACGCACUAUAAUCAUGAGUGUCAUGUCAUAAUCGCCGGUGGCAUUCGUGAUAGACUUU
Colletotrichum acutatum is the source of this 1217-nucleotide messenger RNA. RefSeq lists its product as uncharacterized. The transcript is spliced from 6 exons. The record is from RefSeq and is a predicted model, not a curated record. NCBI's taxonomy places the organism in Eukaryota, Fungi, Ascomycota, Sordariomycetes, Glomerellales, Glomerellaceae. Bases 1 to 774 code for a protein of 257 amino acids.